GCUUUCUCUCCAUUAGAAUUCAGAAUUUGUCUACCCUCAAAGAUGGUGAAGACCUAGUAGGAUUGUGACAACACUUAUCAAGAGAUUUUCUGAAAGGGAAAGAGUGUUUGAAGAUCUUUUUAUGUUUUGUUUGAUAGUAACAUCUGCUUAACUAAACGUUUGGAAGAAAUUAUGUCUCUUAAGGAGUCAAUAGCCUGUCCCCUUCUGUGGAGGUCUCAGAAAAGUCCGACCACAUACAUCUGAGACCUCAAAUGAGUCUUCCAAUAAAACUGAGGAGGUCAGCCAUUAAAACUCUUGACAUCUCUGAAGUAAAAAAUAAAUUAUAAAAGGUAAAACACCAGCCACAGUCAGGCCUUCUUCAUUGCUCAUGAAGAAGAUUCUGAUUCAGUUUACUAUCAGGGCUGUGAAGUGGGGUCAGAUGAAUACCAUGUAGGUCCAUGAGCUGCUUUUGUUUGUAGCAGUCAUCCUAAGUGCUCCACUCAUUCUUCUUGAGAUCAGGGAGAACAAAGGAAGCACCAAACAGCCCCAGGAACCCUGAGAGCUGCUUGCGUGGGCACUAAAGAGCCACACGUUAUUCCAGAGCUAGUGACUGAGUGUGUCUGAUCUAAGCUAUUACGUCCCAUUUUUGACGGUAUUAUCACUGCGGGAAUGGUAUUUUUUUAGUUCGCAUUUCCUGCUUUGGGAAUAAAGGGUUUCUUGGACUUUUAUUAACUGAAAUCUACCUUCAAGAUCCGUUAUAAGUGCGUACCUUUGUGUUUAUUAAUAAAUAGCAGCCGUUCGUGCCCUUCUAGGUUCUGUAGUGUGCUCUAUCAAUUCCAAACAAAUAUUCCUCAGAACUGUAAGUCUAGUCUUUUUUAUUUUGUUUUGGUGGGUUUCUGGCUAACUUGUUCAGGCAGGCUUUAUUCUGGUCCUGCCUAAAGCAGCAUGUGUUGCUGCAGUUUGAUUUCAGGAACGAUUUGUAACAUUUUGCCAUGCCACACACACAUGGAAACCUCUUGUUUUGGUUCCCUAUUCCUGUUGACUUCAUGCAGCUGAACGGCAGUCAGAAUUUGUCCUGCCUUUGCUAUUGCUACCUUGCCUGCUUAUGGCAGCCUCAAACUAACAUGGUUCAUGUAACUUUUGCUAUUCUGCUCCAGCAUCAUCAUCAGUGAAGUGCUAUGUGAAGGAGCAACAGUACUGGGGAGACAAAGGGAAAUUGGAGCAGUGUCUGGGGAUACUCAAACAGGGAACAGAGAGUUGUGGCAGUGGCAUAGUGGCAAUAUAUACAUCUACAAUCAAACACUUAAUCUCUUGCUCACUGGACCAAACAGGGAUGGUGAUAGAGAUGCUUCCAUCCAUCGGAUGGAAUGAGGAGUAUGGCCAUGCAAGACCUGGCGUAAAUAGUGAAACAAAGAUACAGGAGGAGAAAGAAACACAGGAACAAUAGGGUGGGUAGAGGGAGAGGGGGCAGCAGAGAGGAAAAUAAGUUAAAUUCAAAGGUGCUCAGGUGCUACAGUAACAACCAUGGUGUAAAUGGUAUAUAGCUAGACAAAAGGAAAAGAUCAAAAAAAAGAGAAUUGCUCAGUUUUAGGGGAAAGAUUCCAUGUGACUGUUUUGAUUGCUGAUCUGAUUAAAGAGGGUAGUUGGUUGUUGGUAGCUGAAAUAAAUUUUUGGAGAUAAACAUCUGAUUCCACCAUUCAGGAAGAGAACACACCUCUCGCCCCUCUUCUCCCCACUCCCCUGCCUGUUCCAUAUUUAAUUGAGUAGGCAUGUGUUAGUAGGAGCUAGCCCACUGCUCACAAAUAAAGGCAAUCCUUAUAGUGUAAUACAUGCAUGCCAUUUUAAUGCACCAUUCACCAGUGGUAUCUGGGGAAGUUUAAGGGCAAUACUAAUCUUGUUAAAAAAAGCUUUAGAUUUUGCAUUCACGGGUGAGGGGAAGAUUUCUAGAGCACAGCUGACCAAAGAGCCUUUGGAGAUGGCAGCAUGGCGUCAUGCAUUCACCACAGCUUCUCAUGAAGUGGUCAUCAGGUAUGACUCUCUAUUGACAAGUUGUGUUUAGGCCGGGGGGAAGGUUACCUUUUCACGGCAGCAGUGGGACAGAUGGCACUGUUACGCAUGUAAUGCUGUCUCCCACUCUUGCUCUUCCAAGCUCUAAGAUAUUAUGAAAGAGAAGUCACAGAUAAAAGAUUCAUAAGCCUUUGCGUGAGUGUACUUGUGCACCCAGUUUUCGUGGUAUGAAUUUCGGAUGGAAGAUAGAGAAUUGAUGUAUCUCAUUACUGCCGUUAGGGAUUCACAAGUGAUUACCCAGAGGGCUAGGUAAAUCACAGGAUUUGCAUCACAACAGGAUAUACCAAAGGAGUCAAUAUUUGAAGUUUUGUACUAGGUUGAUCCUGGCACCCGGUUUAAGUUGUAGCUAAACAGGAGUACGUUGACGUGGUUUUACACAGACAGAACCUUAUUAAGUGGCCAGUUUCCAGGCUGGCAGUUUACUUGAGGGCAGAUCAUGGAUGGUGCCAGUUUGGAUGACACUGCACUCUCUACGGGCCAAUGGAAAAACCCACACUGGGCCUGGCUAUCCUCUGAGACAAAGCUACUUAUCUAUGCCAAUCUCUUCUUCUUGGUGCUGCCGUUUGUGUUGUGGUGUGCUGAGGCAAGGCUACCAGUUCUUCAGUGGAACUUACCCUGGGAUCAGAACUCACCGAGGAGAGCCUUACAACAGGAAAAAGAGAUCAAGAUCUUGGCUGCAGAGAUUGAUCAACUAAAGAACUUUGGCUGCUUGGAAGUAUCUCCAAGUUUGGAAGGAUUGCGAGACGAAAACGCAAAGCUUAAGUACCGGCUAAACGUUCUUCAAAAGAGUCUUCAAGAGGAGAGAAAUAAGUCAGUGAAAAGCAUGAUUAAUAUCAACAGUCGCAUUCAGGAGAUCUUUAGAGAUGCCAUCAAGGCUGCAUAUCCAGAUUUAGAGAAACCCCCACUGGCAGUCACGCCAAGUCAGCAGCCCAAAUUUGGGGAUUACCAGUGUAACAGUGCUAUGAGCAUAACAAAGAUGCUUCCCAAAACCAGCGAACAGAAAGUGAGCCCAAGAGAAAUUGCUGAAAACAUUUCCAGAUAUAUUCCUGAAAAUGAAUACAUUGAGAAGGUUGAAAUCGCUGGUCCUGGUUUUAUUAAUGUCCACUUGAGAAAGGAUUUUGUGUCCAGACAACUGAGCAGUUUACUGGUGAAUGGAGUUCAACCGCCGGCUAUGGAAAACAGGAAAAAGGUGGUGGUUGACUUCUCUUCCCCUAACAUUGCCAAAGAGAUGCAUGUUGGUCACCUGCGCUCGACUAUUAUUGGAGACAGCAUGUGCCGUCUGUUUGAGUUUGUGGGCUAUGAUGUUCUGAGGUUAAACCAUUUAGGAGAUUGGGGCACCCAGUUUGGAAUGCUCAUUGCUCACCUCCAAGAUAAAUUUCCAGAUUUCCUGACUGUUUCACCCCCCAUUGGGGAUCUCCAAGCUUUUUACAAGGAAUCCAAACGGCGAUUUGACACAGAGGAAGAAUUUAAGAAGCGAGCCUAUCAGUGUGUGGUGCUACUACAGAGCAAAAGUCCAGACUUCAUUAAAGCAUGGAAACUGAUUUGUGAUGUAUCUCGGAAAGAGUUCCAAAAAAUCUAUGACUGCUUGGACGUUAAACUAAUAGAGAGAGGGGAAUCAUACUACCAAGACAAGAUGAAAGAUAUUGUGCAAGAAUUUGAAGAUAGAGGAUUUGUACAGAUGGAUGACGGGCGGAAGAUUGUGUUUGUCCCAGGAGGCUCUGUUCCUUUAACAAUCAUGAAGUCAGAUGGAGGUUUCACAUAUGAUACAUCUGACUUAGCUGCUCUUAAGCAAAGGCUAUUUGAGGAAAAGGCUGAUAUCAUUGUUUAUGUAGUGGAUAGUGGACAGUCAGUGCACCUGCAGACAGUAUUCGCAGCAGGUCAGAUGAUUGGCUGGUAUGACCCUGCCGUGACCAGAGUAGUCCAUGCUGCAUUUGGAGUGGUUCUGGGAGAAGAUAAAAAAAAGUUCAAAACUCGUUCAGGGGAAACAGUGCGGCUCAUUGAGCUACUGGAAGAGGGGCUGAAACGAUCAAUGGACAAACUGAAGGACAAAGAGCGUGACAAGGUCCUAACUGAAGAAGAACUGAAGGCUGCCCAGACAUCAGUUGCUUUUGGCUGCAUUAAAUACGCUGACCUCUCCCAUAACAGGAUGAAUGAUUACAUCUUUUCUUUUGAUAAAAUGUUGGAUGACAGAGGAAAUACAGCUGCUUACUUGCUUUAUGCCUUCACUCGAAUCAGAUCUAUAGCACGUCUGGCCAACAUUGAUGAAGAGAUGCUGCAGAAAGCAGCUAGAGAAACAAAGAUAUUACUGGACCAUGAAAAGGAAUGGAAACUGGGCAAGUGCAUUCUGAAAUUCCCUGAGAUUCUGCAGAAGAUUUUGGAUGAUCUCUUAUUACACACACUCUGUGACUACCUCUAUGAGCUGGCCACCACCUUCACAGAGUUCUACGAUAACUGUUACUGUGUGGAAAAAGACAGACAAACUGGAACGAUAGUGAAGGUGAACAUGUGGAGAAUGUUGCUGUGUGAAGCAACAGCUGCCGUCAUGGCCAAAGGGUUUGACAUCCUGGGCAUCAAACCAGUCCAGAAGAUGUAACUACUUCUGCAUUUGGACCUCUUGUAUUUUACUAAACUAAUUUUCUUAGCUGUCAGAAUGGAGUCUUAUUGAAAACCUACUUUAAAAAUAAAAAAUUGCUAACGUGUGGAUUGAA
Molecule: messenger RNA, 4754 nt
Organism: Gopherus evgoodei (Goodes thornscrub tortoise)
Lineage: Eukaryota; Metazoa; Chordata; Testudines; Testudinidae
Gene: RARS1
Product: arginyl-tRNA synthetase 1
Exons: 15
Coding region: 2483-4639 (718 amino acids)
Biological process (GO): arginyl-tRNA aminoacylation
Cellular component (GO): cytoplasm
Molecular function (GO): ATP binding; arginine-tRNA ligase activity
Source: RefSeq, a predicted model, not a curated record